AUGAAGAAGACAAUCGCAAUUGGUAAAAUCAAUUUUAUGUGGGUGGAGGUUGUGUUUUACGUAUUGGAGGUGUAUAAAAAUACACAGAGAAUGCGAUAUAUAAGCCUCUUUCAACGCAUCGAAAGUAAAAUGACUGACAUCACGGCAGAAUUGAAUGAGAUAACUCCUAUCAAGGAUGAAACGGACGCCCACAUAAAGGAAUCGGAACAAUAUAUGCAUCACUGCAUUAGGAGGAUGGACAGUUUACCAGAUCGCCAUCCAGAGAAGGAGACAUUGAUUGAAAGAUAUACUGAUGCUUAUGUCAUGAAAAAAAUGAAAAAACUAUACCUACCGGAUAAAGAAAAAUUAACCAAUAAAGCAUUGAAUCUCAUGAAAGUCAAAAAUGUUUGUGACCGCAUAAUUGGAUUGCCCAAUGGGCCUACAGUACAGCCCAUUUCAAGCUUUCAAAUCUUGUGUUACACAAGGAUCUCAAGGUGGAGAAAAAUUAAAUAUAACAUAGACUUUAAUAUAACCAUUUUUGGGAUAUAACUAUAACACAUUUUUUUGUAUAUAUAUUAUUGCUGUUCAUACAUGGUUCGAAUUAUCAUAAUAAGUUGAACUUUUUUUU
Lactuca virosa is the source of this 607-nucleotide messenger RNA. Lineage: Eukaryota; Viridiplantae; Streptophyta; Magnoliopsida; Asterales; Asteraceae. The record is from the annotation of a GenBank genome assembly.